Enterobius vermicularis (human pinworm) is the source of this 960-nucleotide messenger RNA. The record is from the annotation of a GenBank genome assembly. NCBI's taxonomy places the organism in Eukaryota, Metazoa, Nematoda, Chromadorea, Rhabditida, Oxyuridae.
AUGGAACAGUUGGAAUCAAUGUUUGAGGUGGAUCCAACACUCAAAAGUGAACACCAGAAUUCAGAAGAAGUAGAUGGUGAGAGGGCUUUAAUUGUGGACUUGAUUGAAACAGUCAAAGCUCAUCCUUCGCUGUAUGAUAGGCAAACUGGGAAUUUUCAAGACGGUCGUAAUCGACAGUUUUUAUGGCAAAGCGUUGGUGACGAAAUGAAGGAGAAGGGUCACAUUAUCAAAGGAACCGAAGGAGGAAAACAGGUCUGCCACGUCACUUCAGAGAUUUGUUGGUCAUUGUAUUAUGAAGUAGGAAUGACUGGAACGGAGUCGGGGCUAGUAAUAGUUACCGAUAUUUAUGUUUUACUUUACGUUAAAUUUUAUCCGGGGAUUGAAAAGCUGCUAAAGAGGUUUGGUUUGAAGUGGACAGGUUCUUCGUGUCGCGAAAAAUGGAAUUCGUUAAAAAGGAGGUAUAUAAGAGAGCUAUCUGCAAUCACCUCGUCUGCAGAAUAUUCUCCUCGGGUUUCGAAAUGGCCGUAUUUCAAUGUUUUUGACUUUUUGCAGCCCUAUGUGCAGCAGAAUUUACCCCCAGUGAUUAAAAACGAGUCUCCAAUUGUUGACGCGGAAAACGAAGCUGGUACGUCGGCGGAGCAGGCAUUUGACGAAAAUCUGGGUAAAAUACUCGGUUUAGAAACAGGAGAACCUAAAAGAAAACGCAUACGCCUUUCAAAAGUUCACAAGGACUUAGAUGAUCGCUUGGAUGACACGGUAGAAGAGACUAAAUUUAAGAACCGGAGUGUAAUGGUGAAACUUUGGGAUAUGAGGAAUGAAGCUUUUGUGGCUUCGCUCUGUGGGCUAACUACAUUUCUGGACGACGAGCAGUUAGCAGCUUUUCAGAAGGACACAUUGUGUGACUUGGCUAGACGGCUGCUAAGUCCUCCUAACAAGACAAGGGUCGGCCAUCCUCUUUGA